AUGGGACACAGCAGACAGCUCUGUCCGAAGAAGCUUAGGUACUUCAGGAAUCAGUAUCACCUGCAAAUGUCGGCCCGGGUGCCUCCAUCAAUCCUGGGCAGCUUGCUGCUGGCAGUCCUGCAGAGUGGAGAUGGGGACAGGGACAGAGGGAACCGAGGAGAAGGCAGGUGGGGAGGAGCCGCUGUGAUCUGCCCCGGAUGGGAUGAAGGCAGCGACGGCUUGCUGACUCACCUGCAGAGCCACAGUGGCCCUGCUUGGCAUUUGUGGGACAUCAUCAACCUGACUCGCAUCACAGGCGGCAGAGACAGUAGGGGGGAGGCCAGCGAGCAGAAGAGGGAGGAUCAAAUGGAAGAAGAGGCUUUGAACAUCAUCUCUUCCAGCUUCCUGCGCUCCCCCUCGCCAAUCUCCUCCGUGCUCCUCAUGGGAUCUGACCCGGAGUGUCUCUCAUCUGUCCUGCGGGCCGCUCAGCGGCUCGCGCCAUCACUUCCAGCUCUGCAGUGGAUCAUGGGAUAUCCUUUGUCCCCUGACUCACUGCACACUCUGGGAGGUCCCCUUGGACUGUUGGCCUAUGGGGAGGUUGGACGCAAACCGAUAAGCUUCUACAUACGGGAUGCUUUACAGCUGAUUGGUCGUGCGGUCACCGCUGCCACCUUGGUAAAGCCGGAGUUAGCUCUGGUUCAGAACUUGGUCAACUGCUACGACAAACCAAACAGGCAUGAACUACCAUCUUCUGGCCAGUAUCUUUCCAGGUUUUUGUCCAACAUUUCCUUCACUGGCUCCACGGGACUGAUCCAAGUGGACGCUUAUGUUUCUCGAGUCCUCUCCUCACAACUGUUCCACGUGUGGAGUCUUAAAAGAGGAGCGUUGGGUCAGCCAGCUUGGGUUACCGUAGGACAAUGGACCCGAGGUCGACUAGAGCUGGAGGGGGGCAUUUUGGGCCUGGUGGGAGGGCUCGGUAACAGCCAGGGACAAGGCCUUGGAGCUGGAGUGAGAGGAGGGGAUGGCCAGGGGGACGGCUAUUUUGGAGGACGCUGGAGGCCAGGACUCUCCGUCGAGGGACACCGCCUCCGUGUGGUGACGCUGGUGGAACACCCCUUUGUCUUCACACGGGAGGUGGAUGAAGACGGUUUGUGUCCGGCAGGUCAGCUCUGUCUGGAUCCCAAAACCAAUCGAUCCGACAUAAUCAACGGCCUCUUCAACCAGCUCCACAACCCUAACUCUACAGUAACGGACUGGGAAGGAGUAGACUUACCGGGGGACCUCAGAAAAUGCUGCUAUGGGUACUGCAUUGACUUAUUGGAGAAACUGGCAGAAGACAUGGGAUUUACCUUUGACCUUUACAUUGUGGGAGAUGGGAAAUACGGUGCACUGAGCGGGACGGGACGCUGGACCGGCCUUGUGGGGGACCUGCGGAAUGGAACAGCUGACAUGGCCGUCACCUCGUUCUCCAUCAACUCUGCCAGGAGCAGAGUCAUUGAUUUCACCUCUCCCUUUUACUCCACCAGUCUGGGCAUUCUGGUUCGUAGCCGGGACACGGCAGCGCCCAUCGGAGCCUUCAUGUGGCCGCUCCACUGGUCCAUGUGGGUGGGCAUUUUUGUCACGUUGCACCUCACAGCGCUCUUCCUCACCUUGUAUGAGUGGAACAGCCCGUUCGGCAUGACUCCCCAUGGCAGGAACAGGCUGCGUGUGUUCUCCUACUCAUCUGCCCUCAAUCUCUGCUACGCAAUACUCUUCGGACGCACUGUUGCCACCAAGACUCCUAAAUGCUGGACGGGACGCUUUUUGAUGAACCUUUGGGCUAUUUUCUGCUUACUGGUGCUGUCCAGCUACACAGCCAACCUUGCUGCAGUAAUGGUUGGAGAGAAAACUUUCGAACAGGUUUCAGGAAUUCACGAUGAAAAGCUCCACCAUCCCUCUCUGGGCUUCCGUUUUGGUACGGUGAGGGAGAGCAGUGCUGAGGAUUACAUGAAGAAGAGUUUCCCAGAAAUGCACGACUACAUGAGACGCUUUAACCAGCCCACGACUCCAGAGGGUGUCCACAUGCUAAAGACAGAUCCUCCGGCCCUGGAUGCAUUCAUCAUGGAUAAAGCCCUGCUUGACUUUGAGGUCUCCAUCGAUGCGGACUGCAAGCUGCUCACAGUAGGGAAGCCUUUUGCUAUUGAAGGGUUGGUGGUGUUGAAGACAGAGCCAUACUCUACAAACAAAAUCCUAGCGUAG
Molecule: messenger RNA, 2217 nt
Organism: Fundulus heteroclitus (mummichog)
Lineage: Eukaryota; Metazoa; Chordata; Actinopteri; Cyprinodontiformes; Fundulidae
Product: glutamate receptor ionotropic, NMDA 3A
Exons: 9
Coding region: 1-2217 (738 amino acids)
Biological process (GO): synaptic transmission, glutamatergic; monoatomic ion transport; modulation of chemical synaptic transmission
Cellular component (GO): postsynaptic membrane; plasma membrane
Molecular function (GO): transmitter-gated monoatomic ion channel activity involved in regulation of postsynaptic membrane potential; NMDA glutamate receptor activity
Source: RefSeq, a predicted model, not a curated record